This is a messenger RNA of Emys orbicularis (European pond turtle), 468 nucleotides long. It is a transcript of the gene FGF2, whose product is annotated as fibroblast growth factor 2. The record is from RefSeq and is a predicted model, not a curated record. The coding region runs from base 1 to 468 and encodes 155 amino acids. Gene Ontology annotation, biological process: wound healing; fibroblast growth factor receptor signaling pathway; positive regulation of gene expression. The transcript is spliced from 3 exons. Gene Ontology annotation, cellular component: cytoplasm; nucleus. Gene Ontology annotation, molecular function: fibroblast growth factor receptor binding; growth factor activity. NCBI's taxonomy places the organism in Eukaryota, Metazoa, Chordata, Testudines, Emydidae.
AUGGCUGCGGGCAGCAUCACCACCCUGCCCGCGCUGCCCGACGACGGGGGCAGCGGCACCUUCCCCCCGGGGCACUUCAAGGAUCCCAAGCGGCUGUACUGCAAAAACGGGGGCUUCUUCCUGAGGAUCAACCCGGACGGCCGAGUGGACGGAGUCCGGGAGAAGAGCGACCCGCACAUCAAACUGCAACUUCAGGCAGAAGAAAGAGGAGUGGUGUCAAUCAAAGGUGUAUGUGCAAAUCGUUUUCUGGCUAUGAAGGAAGAUGGCAGAUUAUUGGCAUUGAAAUGUGUAACUGAAGAAUGUUUCUUUUUUGAGCGCUUGGAAUCAAACAACUACAACACUUACCGGUCACGGAAAUAUUCUGAUUGGUAUGUGGCACUGAAAAGAACUGGACAGUACAAACUUGGACCAAAAACUGGACCAGGGCAGAAAGCUAUCCUUUUUCUUCCAAUGUCUGCCAAGAGCUGA